AUGGCCUCCCGUCUUCUUGUGUCUGGUCUCCCCCGGUCCCUCCCUCCCCUUCCUCAGGGCCCUGGCCCUGCCUGUGUCCCUUGUGUCGAGGGGCGACAGCGUGCUGCCCCUCACUCCUCCCAGUUUCCUCCGACAGAGGCUCGGUUGCAGACGCUUCACAUGGACGUGUGGGGCCCUGCCCGCGUCCGUGGACUCGGUCACGAGCGCUACUUCCUGUUGGUGGUUGACGACUACUCGCGUUACACCACAGUCUUCCCCUUGCGCAGCAAGGGUGAUGUCACUGAGGUGCUGAUCGACUGGAUCCGCGCAGCUCGUCUCCAGCUCAGGCAGAGCUUUGGCUCGGACUUUCCUGUGUUGCGUCUGCACUCGGACAGAGGCGGAGAGUUCUCCUCUGGCCUUCUGCGUGCCUACUGUCGUGCGCGAGGCAUCCGUCAGACCUUCACGCUUCCGAACUCACCGCAGCAAAAUGGGAUUGCAGAGCGCCGCAUUGGCAUGGUCAUGGACGUCGCUCGUACGUCUAUGAUGCAUGCGGCUGCCCCCCAUUUUCUGUGGCUGUUUGCGGUUAGGUACGCGGCGCAUCAGAUCAACCUCCACCCCAGGGUCUCCAGGCCGGAGACCUCCCCAGCCCUGCUGUGGACGGGGAAGGUUGGCGAUGCGUCGGCGUUCCGGGUCUGGGGAUCUCGGGCGUUUGUCCGCGACUUGUCUGCGGACAAGCUGUCCCCUCGCGCUGCUCCCUGCGUCUUCCUGGGGUUCCCCCCCGACGCCCCUGGGUGGCAGUUCUACCACCCCACCUCUCGCCGUGUUCUGUCCUCCCAGGACGUCAUGUUCGACGAGUCGGUACCCUACUACCGCCUCUUUCCCUACCGCACUCCGUCCCUCCCCCCUCCCCCGCUCUUCUUGGUAGACGCGGUCGAACCUGUCGAGAUCACUGGUGACUCUGGUGCUGCUGUGGGUGCUGAACCUAGGGGUGCUGUGACUGGGAGUGCUGUGCCUGGGGGUGCUGAGCCCGGGGGUGCGCCUGGGGGUGCUGAGCCUGGGGGUGUUGAGCCUGGGGGUGCUGAGACUGGAGGUGCUCCGCCUGGAGGUGCUUUGCCUGAGGGUCCUGAGCCUGGAGGUUCUUCGCCUGGAGGUUCUCCGCCUGGAGGUGCUUCGUCUCGCCGAGAGCCACUCUCCCCACAGGAGCUGCGUGAGUGGUUUGCCCGGCGCUGGAGGCGUGCUGCUGGUGCUGGAGGUUCUUCGGCUGCUGAGUGUGCUGCUGCAGCGCGUCCCGGAGGUGCUCGUGCUGUGGGUACUGGAGCUCCUAGGCCUGAGGGUUCUCCUGGAGCUGGUGCUGCUGAGGGUGUUGGCGCUGAGACUACCACUGGCGGUCCGACUGGCAGUGCUCCUGGUGCUGCUGGGGGUUCUGGGGCUACUGGAGGUGCUGUUGGAGGUUCAGGUGCUGCUGGAGGUGCUGCUGGAGCGGGUACUCCUGCUGGGGGUACUCGUGCUGUCCCUGCUGUUUCUAGCAUCGCCACGCGGCCCCGACUGUACUUCGUUCCGCUCCUGCAGCUGGUUCUUGGUCUUACACCUUCUCCUGGUCCUCCUCCUCCUCCCUUAGAGGGUCCACAGCCUGUCCCGUCACAGUCACAGCUACAGCCUGCCUCCCCUGUGCCUGCUCCUUCUCCCUACACUGGUCCGACUAGAGGUCUUACAGAGCGUCGUGAGCCUGCGUCUCGUCCUGCGUUGCCUGUUUGUGCUACGUGCACUAGUGGUCGCAGUUCGCGUCAGCGUCCUCUUCCUGUCCAUGGCACGCACCGGAUGUCUCUGCGUCCGUCUACUGCUCCUCUGCGUGCCCCUUUGCCUUCUCCUCCUGCUUCCUCUCUUUCUGCUCUUGCCGACCCGGAGUCGGACUCUCUUCGUGCUGCCUGUCCUACUGUCACGCGUCUCCUUGCUACUGCCGUCACCGACCCUUCUUUCGAGUCUUCUGCUGCGUCUGCCCUUGUUACUGAGCUCGUCGACUUUGCUGCGCGCUGUCGUCUAGACUACGCUGCUAGUCUUGUCGCUGAGUCUGAGUCUGAUUGUUCUCCGUCCGUCGGGGGUGAGUGUGCCCUUGGCACGGACGUCCUUGAGGACAGGCAGGAGGAGUUCCAGUGUCUGGCCGCCGCUUCACCUCAUCUCGCGUCUGUACUGCUCGCCCCUGAGGGAGACCCGGAUGCACUAGACAUCCCGACUCCGCGCUCUUACGCGGAGGCGAUAGAGGGUCCCUACUCCUCUUAG
Molecule: messenger RNA, 2256 nt
Organism: Closterium sp. NIES-65
Lineage: Eukaryota; Viridiplantae; Streptophyta; Zygnematophyceae; Desmidiales; Closteriaceae
Source: the annotation of a GenBank genome assembly